UUAAACCUCCUAUUUUUUUUCUUGCGUUUUAUUUUUUUUAUUUUUGUUUUGGUUUUUUUUUUUUUUUCAUUUUUUUCCUCUUUUCUUGUUUCCUCUCUUCUCUUUCUUCUUCCUAGAUGGAAACACGGGCAUGAAUGGCGCAAGGAAUCCAAUGCCCAGGGGAAAUAACGGAAAGGAGAAAUUAAGAGGAGGAUAGGUAGGGUUUCGAGAAGAGUUUUGGAGAAGAAGAAUCCAAGGGCGGAGAAUUAAAUUCUAGGGUUCGAGUUCUUUUUGGGGUGCUAGAGAGAGCUUAUAAAUAGGACAAGCAAGGGUUUGAACACACCAAAGCAACUGAUUCUGGUAUUUACAAGUGAGGGUUUGAGUGAGUGGGAGACGUGUGUGGGGCUUACGGAGUUGGUGGAAGUGUUGUGCGUAGAGGACGAACAAAGUUUCAAGGGUAACAGGUUGUUUUAGUAAAGGACCAAAACCCUGUAAAAGUGUGUUUGGUCUGGUAAAACUAAAGCACCAAAGAUUUUGUUUGAUUCGCUGGCAACUUCAACAGAACUAGAAUCAUCAAUACACAUUUCUUCUCAAAGAUCAUUCGAUUGAAGUCCAAGCACAAAUUAGGAGACAAUUGUAGGCUAAAGAGAGUGAAAUUCAGAUCAGAAUAAUCGAUGGGUAAUUUGCUUGUGAAGAAACCAAAGGUCACAGAUGUUGAUAAAGCAAUCCUCGCUCUCAAGACCCAGAGACGCAAACUCGCACAAUAUCAACAGAAGCUUGAUGCAGUUAUUGAAGCAGAAAAACAGGCUGCACGAGAUUUGAUUCGUGAAAAGAAGAAGGACAGGGCCUUGCUAGCACUGAAGAAAAAGAAGACACAAGAAGAAUUGUUGAAGCAAGUUGAUACUUGGCUUAUAAAUGUUGAGCAGCAAUUAGCAGAUAUUGAACUGGCAAGCAAGCAGAAGGCUGUGUUUGAAAGUUUGAAGGCUGGUAAUGAUGCAAUGAAAGCCAUACAAAGUGAGAUAGACAUUGAUGAUGUACAAAAACUUAUGGAUGACACUGCUGAAGCUAAAGCCUAUCAAGAUGAAAUUAAUGCGAUACUGGGGGAAAAAUUAUCAGCAGAAGAUGAGGAGGAGAUUUUAGCGGAAUUUGAAGACUUGGAAACCCAGCUUACAGUCCAAGAUCUUCCCGAAGUUCCUCAAUCAGCUCAUGAAGAAAUCGAAGAAAAGUUGGACCUUCCUGAUGUCCCAACCAAAGCACCAGUUACCAGUGAUGCUGAAGUAUCUACGAAAAGAAAAGUUAUGGAGGAACCAUUGGCAGCUUGAAGAACACUGCGACCAAAAACACGUGAAUUCUCUGUAAACCAACGCUUGCAAUAUGACUUUGUGUUUGCCUGUAACUUAGAGAUUUCUCUUGCAAAAUUUCUGCACCUACUGAGUUUGAUUGAUUUAUUUGCAGUGGCAUUUAAUUUGUAUAGAUUUCCAUGUAUAAUUAUACAUGACUUUUAACAAGAGCUAUAGACUGAUUCAUAUGUUUUGUUCC
This is a messenger RNA of Vigna radiata var. radiata (mung bean), 1518 nucleotides long. RefSeq names its product vacuolar protein sorting-associated protein 20 homolog 2-like. The record is from RefSeq and is a predicted model, not a curated record. Gene Ontology annotation, cellular component: multivesicular body; ESCRT III complex. The transcript is spliced from 7 exons. The coding region runs from base 654 to 1301 and encodes 215 amino acids. Gene Ontology annotation, biological process: vesicle budding from membrane; late endosome to vacuole transport via multivesicular body sorting pathway. Lineage: Eukaryota; Viridiplantae; Streptophyta; Magnoliopsida; Fabales; Fabaceae.